ACUGGCACUUCCUCAACUCAGCCCAGUAAUGACUUACCUGAAACUCUGACGAAGUUUGCUUAGUAUUUUAUAUUUUCAUUCACGUCCAAAUAAACACAGCCGGCCGGUUUUAUACAGAUAAAGCCCUAGGUCGUUUGUAUGUGUAAUUUUAGCGAGAUAAAGUGCCUUGUCGCGCGCUGGACAUGGAGCCAAAAUUAUCAGCAACCAGUUGCCAGGCUACCAGAUGAGGAAGACUGCCAUGGCAACUAACUACAGAACUCAGAGGUGUCAGAGAUGGAAACUGGCAGCAUAAUAAAAGGAAACCUGCCGUAAGAAGUGAGCGACAUGUCUUCUGAGGAGGAGACUUCUCAAACCUCCUCUUCUUCCUCCUCUCCCCCUCCCUCUUCCUUCUCCUCCUCCUCCUCCUCACCUCCCCCUGCCUCCCACUUCAUCGGGAAGAAGGAGGACAUUGUCAAGGCUGGGCGCAUGACCAAGACUGUGAAUGGAUGCAGAGAUGUGCUGGUCCUGCACCACCAGGGGCAGCUUCAUGCAAUGGACGUGCGCUGCUACCAUUCAGGUGGUGCAUUGCAGUAUGGAGACAUUGAGGAGUUCAAUGGGCGGUUGUGUAUUGUGUGUCCGUGGCACAAGUACAAGAUCACACUGGCAGAAGGGGAAGGUCUUUACCAAGCUGUGGAUGAUCCUACAGCAAGACCCCUGAGGACACACUGGCGCUCCAAGGGUGUCAAACAGAGGAUUCACAAGGUCACUGAGGUCGACGGGAACGUGUAUGUAACACUGAAUGACUGCAGCGAGCCCAUCGAGUCAGAUGUCUACCAGACUGAGAAAUUUAGGACUGGUUUACUGAAGGCCCAGCCAAAAGCCAAACCCAGGAAUUAACUCGACACUUCAGGAAGAACAGUGUGGAAACCUUGAACAUUUGUUUAUCACAAUUAUAAUUGUUAUUAAAAAAACUUGUAAUAUGUGUGUGAGCCAGUACACCUGUAAAAUUUAUAUGAGCCAGUCUAGGAUAGUGAGGACAAUAUCUGACAGUCAUGUAUGAAUGAUCAUAGUAAGAUGAAUAUAGGACAUAUAAACAGCGGUUGUAGGAUGUGUGUCAUUUCACUAUGGAUGUUUGAGUUUUAUUAUGCUUACACAGACUCUUUGGGACUGUGCUCUCAUUCUGAUGGACACAGUUUGUUCCAGCAAGAUCAGAAAACACGGCAUUACUGAAGACAGUGAUCGAAUCAGCUGGAGUGAUGUAGAAAUGUCUCACAUCUAUUGUAUGAAAUUACUUUAGGUCAUUCUAAUACCGGCUUUUGUAGUUUUUGACACUGAACUGGAACUGCUACAGAAUGUUGUGCUCUUUAAUUAUUAAAUGGUGUACAAAUAUACUGUUUAUUUUUUGUAGAAAAAUAUGAUGAUUGUUUUUUA
This is a messenger RNA of Epinephelus fuscoguttatus (brown-marbled grouper), 1410 nucleotides long. RefSeq names its product Rieske domain-containing protein. Gene Ontology annotation, molecular function: 2 iron, 2 sulfur cluster binding. The record is from RefSeq and is a predicted model, not a curated record. Bases 325 to 876 code for a protein of 183 amino acids. Lineage: Eukaryota; Metazoa; Chordata; Actinopteri; Perciformes; Serranidae. The transcript has 4 exons.